UCUCGUUCUCUGUGUUGUUGUUCUCGGUGACGCGACGGAGGUGUAGCCUGACGCGGUCUCUUACGUGUCGGCCUGAAUAAAAGUGGAGCUCCGAGGGCUCGAGAGUGACGAAGGGAGUCUGUAUCGGUAAGAGAGGAGGCAAGUGUCCGGAGGGAAAGGGCUAGCCUCGAACGGCACAUGGGUCUGGUUUGGGUUCGGCCCGUGGAAACAAAGAGAUCAUGGCGGCUGUCUGUAGUUGUUGCAUGCAGAGGGAGGGGAGGCAAACGAUUUUUUCCAGAGGGAGAACUAAUAGGAGUUGGUGGACAGUGUGAAGAUUCUCUCUAGGUGUCCCAUUUAUAGCUAACUCAAUGACCAUGGAGUCGGGAGCCGAUGCACAGCAGGGUGGAGAUGCCGCUGUUUCUGAAAAUGACAGCCAACAGAUCACCCAGGCCCAACUCGCCACCCUUGCACAGGUGACAAUGGCUGCUGGACACGCUAGCGCCACAGGGCCCACUGUCACGCUGGUGCAGCUGCCCAAUGGUCAGACGGUGCAGGUACAUGGAGUGAUUCAGGCUGCUCAGCCUUCAGUCAUUCAGUCACCACAGGUGCAAACUGUCCAGAUUUCUACAGUAGCAGAAAGUGAGGACUCACAAGAAUCUGUGGACAGUGUAACCGACUCUCAAAAACGAAGAGAGAUCCUUUCUAGACGACCCUCUUAUAGGAAAAUCCUGAAUGACCUGUCAUCAGACGCUCCAGGAGUUCCGAGAAUCGAAGAGGAGAAAUCUGAGGAGGACAGUGCGCCUGCCAUCACUACAGUGACUGUGCCAACCCCUAUAUAUCAGACCAGCAGCGGCCAGUACAUUGCUAUUACACAGGGUGGAGCCAUUCAGCUGGCUAAUAAUGGCACAGAUGGAGUGCAGGGGUUGCAAACCCUCACCAUGACAAAUGCAGCAGCCGCCCAGCAAGGCACUACCAUCCUGCAAUAUGCCCAGACCAGUGAUGGUCAACAGAUUCUUGUACCCAGCAAUCAAGUGGUUGUACAAGCUGCUUCUGGAGAUGUUCAGGCUUAUCAAAUCCGUACUGCCAACACCAGCACUAUUGCCCCAGGUGUGGUCAUGACUUCCUCGCCCUCCAUGCCAAGCCAAGGAGGCACCGAAGAAGUCACACGCAAGAGGGAAGUCCGCCUCAUGAAGAACAGAGAGGCUGCGCGUGAGUGCCGUCGGAAGAAGAAGGAAUAUGUCAAGUGUCUGGAAAACCGUGUGGCUGUUUUGGAGAACCAGAACAAAACGCUCAUCGAGGAACUCAAAGCUCUCAAAGACCUGUACUGUCACAAAUCAGAGUGACACAGCACCCGAUCUCCACACGUUUUGGUGGAUUUACACAUACAGAGACUGAAAGGCGAGUGAGCCAAACAUGGACGCAUGUUUUCUAAAUGUUUUUUUUUUAUUUUACAUUGCUACAGACUGCCUGUAUGAACACACAAGAACUUGAGGGAACAAAACAAAUGUCCCCUAGCCAAAAAAAAUCUCUUCUAAAUCAUUGGAUCAUGUCAUUAAAGAGAGAAAAUGCUGGAAAAACUUUACCGUGGACAUAAAAGCAGAAGAACAUUCUUAGCUAUCCUUACUCCUGGACUCAAGACUCAAGAGGAGGGGUUCAUGGGAAAUUUUUACCCUUUUUCCAGUGUGCUGGUGUAUAACUGAUCGACAACUUUUAAUAAAAGAGAUAUAAAUAAUAAAAAAUAACAAAUUAAGUGACAUCUCUAUAGUGCAGUAGAAAUCAUCUCUUAGCUUAGAAAUGGAGUUGACAUCAUUCCCUCAAGAGAUUUUAAGGUUUAAUGUGUCUGUUACUUUUUCUUGCUGUAUAGUGGUCUUGUGUUUUAAGUUCAUGUUUUUACCUUUUAAAUAUCGACUAGCUUUCAAAAGUACAUUAUAUAAAUGUACAUAAAUACUGAAAAUAUUAAUGUUGUACACAGAAUAAGAUUAUAGCCCAUGUAUAUUUAGAUUUUCACAGAUUUUUCUCAUUUUUUGGGUGAGCUAAAUUCACUAAUUCAUUUUUAUUAAUCUUCCCAUUGAGGUUACAGCAGUUGCACAAUCGAAUAAAAGAAGUUUUUUGGACAUUUAGUCACUUGAGUAUAAGUUCACGGUUACAAAAUUAGACAUUACACACAAACAUGAAUUUUUUUUGUGUGAUGAUUAACAAGAGUUAAGAUGAUUCUUGACAUUUAUGUUAAGCAUAUUUGGCAGAUUACUUAUGUUAUGCUUUGUAUAUCAUACUGCGUUCUAUCGCUGGCAUUAUUAGACUAAAGCAUGUUUUCUUAACAUAUUAUUGACUUUGAUAUCAUUAUAUGGUUAAUUUUCCAUUGCAUCACUACAAACAUGAAGACAGUGUCUUUGUAUUUGAUAACGUGAUCACACAUGUAAAGGUUAUAUGUUAUCAGUCUUUUAUGGCAUAUGCAUUUUGGCAGCUAUUUCAUAAAAAAGAUAUGUAAAAUCAGCUUUCUUUGUUACUUCUUAUUGUUUUAGGUUUGUCUGCAUUAAAUAAUUCUUAGAUUUUUUUCAGCCGGUAA
Molecule: messenger RNA, 2545 nt
Organism: Paramisgurnus dabryanus
Lineage: Eukaryota; Metazoa; Chordata; Actinopteri; Cypriniformes; Cobitidae
Source: RefSeq, a predicted model, not a curated record